Messenger RNA from Aspergillus clavatus NRRL 1, 1539 nucleotides. RefSeq names its product WD40 repeat domain-containing protein. Bases 1 to 1539 code for a protein of 512 amino acids. The record is from RefSeq and is a predicted model, not a curated record. Lineage: Eukaryota; Fungi; Ascomycota; Eurotiomycetes; Eurotiales; Aspergillaceae. The transcript has a single exon. Gene Ontology annotation, molecular function: protein binding.
AUGUCCUCUUCGCAAGAUCCCCGCCACGAGGCCGACCGGGAUGCCUAUAUUGAGGCCGACGAGGCUGAAGAAAUCUUCAACCGCGACGAAGACCACCCAAUGGAAUCAGACCCCGAGGACGAGGACCAGGCCAUGUUCGAACAGGAGAUCACACUGCAGAACGACUCUUGCGCUCACUUCGAUGUCCACUCCGACUCCGUCUUCUGUAUCGCCCAACAUCCCAUCCACAAUAACAUCGUCAUCACGGGCUCGGGCGACGAUACCAGUUACAUCUUCGACUCGACGCCCCGCGACGAGCGGCCCCUCCUCCCGCAAAGCUACGAGUCGAAUCCGCAGCCCAAGGGCGAGCGCCAGUCAUUGACGCCCAUUGCGAAGCUGGACGGACACACAGAUACCGUCAAUGCGGUCACGUUCACCGAGCCCAAGGGAGAGUACGUUGUCACAGCGGGGUUGGACGGUCGGCUGCGUGCAUGGCGCGAUACCACACCGCAGCUGACUGGUCUGGCGUGGGAGUUUGUCGCGGAAUCGCAGGAAGUGGAGGAGAUCAACUGGGUGGCCGUUUGCCCGUGUCGCAACGACGCUGAUGAGGAGAAGCGCAAUGUCGUCGCCAUCGGUGCCAGCGACGGCAGCACCUGGGUCUUCCGCAUCAACCACCACGACGCCGCCGAGCCCAUCUCCAUGAUCCAGACUUUCUUCCAGCACACUGCAUCCUGCACUGCGGGUGCCUGGACACCUGAUGGUAACCUCCUCGCCACUGUCUCUGAGGAUGGCAGCUUCUACGUGUACGAUGUCUGGGGUGCGGCCGCGGCGGCUGGCAUCUCGUAUUCCGCUGGAACCAGCGCGGUAGUGGGUCUGACCGCCGAUGAUCAGCGGUUUGCCGUGGAGGGCGGACUGUACUCGAUCGCGAUCUCGCCGGGCGGUGGUAUUGCCGCUGUCGGUGGUGCUGAGGGACACAUUCGAGUCAUUGGGUUGCCUCGUCUCACAUCCGCUGGCGGCUCCAAGGCCAAGGGUGCUUCCAACCAAGCGGCAAGCGGCGCGUCCGCCACCGGCACGAUCGUCGCCGCUCUACAGGCGCAGGGUGACGGUAUCGAGACCCUGUCCUUCUCCUCCCCACCUCUAACUCUUCUGGCUGCCGGCUCGGUCGACGGCUCGAUUGCGCUGUUCGAUGCCGCGCACCGGUUCGCUGUCCGCCGGCACAUUAGAGAUGCUCACGAGGGCGCUGCCGUCGUGAAGGUCGAAUUCUUGCAGACCCGCUUGCCCAUAGGCGCUUCGAAUCGCCCUGCGGCGCCUGUUACCCAGGGACGCCCGUGGCUGCUCACCUCGGUCGGUAUGGACGGCGUUGUAAGGCGGUGGGAUGCCCGUGGUGGCACCGCUGCCGCCGCAAACGGGCUGCUGAAGGAAUGGAAGGGCCAUUUCGGCCUCAGUGAAACUGCAGAGGGGGAGCAGUCCGGAGGCAUCAUGGCUUUUGUUCAAGGGUUUGAUGGAAAGCGGGUCGUCACCGCUGGUGAUGAUGGCAUCGCACUUGUCUUUGAGGAAUAG